Molecule: messenger RNA, 1017 nt
Organism: Liolophura sinensis
Lineage: Eukaryota; Metazoa; Mollusca; Polyplacophora; Chitonida; Chitonidae
Product: 17-beta-hydroxysteroid dehydrogenase type 6-like
Exons: 5
Coding region: 55-1017 (320 amino acids)
Biological process (GO): steroid metabolic process
Cellular component (GO): intracellular membrane-bounded organelle
Molecular function (GO): oxidoreductase activity
Source: RefSeq, a predicted model, not a curated record
AGAUCAUGCAAAACUUGUGCUGAGCUGUGUCUAUAAUCGUAGUUCGUCUUCACGAUGGAUUUCUUGAUAAUACUAGGAGCGACUGCCGUGAUAUACUAUCUGGUCAUGUGGCUCUACAGACGACGGACGAUUGGAGAGUACUCUGAUCGUUAUGUCUUCAUCACCGGAUGUGACACUGGCUUAGGACAUCUGCUGGCGCUCCGAUUGGACGGGAUGGGUUUUCACGUGUUCGCUGCAUGCUUGACGGAAACCGGUGAAGACCGGUUACGCAAAAGUGCCUCCGAUAGACUGGUUACGCUUUCUUUAGAUGUGACCAAUGAAAAGAGCAUAAAGAAUGCGUUUGAAUUUGUCAAGUCGAAGCUACCCUUGGGCAAAGGGUUGUGGGGCCUUGUUAACAAUGCUGGGAUUGCGGGCAGCGUUGGACUCGUAGAAUGGUUGAAGAAGGAAGAUUACCAGCGCACCAUGGCGGUCAACUUGUACGGAGUUACAGAAACCACUCGAAUCUUCCUGCCCCUUGUCCGUAACGCCAAGGGGCGUGUCGUCAACAUUUCAAGUAUUCUGGGCACCGUGUCGUUACCAGGGGCAGCCCCAUAUUGUAUCUCCAAACAUGGCGUCGAAGUUUUCUCAGAUUGUCUAAGAGGAGAGUGCUUCAAAUACGGCAUAUCUGUCCAUAUCCUGGAGCCGGGCUACUUCAACACUGGAAUUGCUGACCCAGACGUCAUUAUGCAAAACUUGCAGAGAACCUUUAAUCGUUUGGAUCCGAAUAUACACGCAUUCUACGGGGAGAAUUUCAUAUCCCGCAUGGAGACGACAGCCUUCCUAAAGCUGGUGACGUCUAACGCCGUUCACAAAGUGGUAGAUGCCUACACCCAUGCGCUUACGGCAAAAUACCCAAAGUAUAGAUACAAGGUGGGCUGGGACGCCAACACGUUAUUCCAACUGAUUCGGUGGAGUCCGGAAUGGUUUGCCGACACCAUCUUGGGAGGAAGAAUUCCUCUCCCACAAGGAAUCCAGUGA